AUGAAAAAGGAUCGUGUUUGGAAAUUACGACCUUGGCUUAGAGACUUAAGAAGCAACUUUCUCAAAGUUACUCCUGAAGAACACCAGUCAAUUGAUGAGGUAAUGGUUGCGUUUAAAGGGAAACAUGGACCAAGGGUGUACAUGCCAAAAAAGCCAACAAAGUGGGGAUUCAAAUUAUGGGCUAGAGAAUCAUCUACUGGUUUUAUGCAUGAUUUUGAUGUGUACCAGGGAGCAACUGAAGAAACCAAAAGUCGCUCUGAUGUAGGUGUUAGUGGUGAGGUGGUUCUCAAAUUGGCAUCUACCUUGCCUGAUAACAAAAACCACAAGCUUUAUGCUGAUAAGUACUUCAACUCCUUUGCCUUAGUUGAAAAGUUACUAGACAGAGGUAUACAAUACAUUGGAACGAUGUGUCAAAAUCGAAUGAAAGGGUGUCAGCUUAAACCUGAAAAAAUUCUAAAACAGGAAGGUCGAGGAGCAUAUGAUGAGGUAAAUGACUCAUCAAAAGGAAUUACCAUUGUCAGAUGGCUGGACAAAAAGGCAGUGACAUUGGUAUCUACUUACUGUGGAGCAGAACCAUUAGGUGUUUCAAAGAGAUGGGAAAAGAAGGAGAAGCAAUAUGUAGAAAUUCCCAAGCCAAAGCUUGUAGACGAGUACAAUAAGUUCAUGGGGGGCAUUGACUUAAUGGACAUGCUUUGCUCAUUGUGCAAGUAUUCCAUAAGAUCAAGGCGAUGGUAUCUUUACCUUUGGUUUCAUACCCUUACAGUGGCUAUGGUCAAUUCAUAG
Xenia sp. Carnegie-2017 is the source of this 783-nucleotide messenger RNA. RefSeq names its product piggyBac transposable element-derived protein 3-like. The record is from RefSeq and is a predicted model, not a curated record. Bases 1 to 783 code for a protein of 260 amino acids. NCBI's taxonomy places the organism in Eukaryota, Metazoa, Cnidaria, Anthozoa, Malacalcyonacea, Xeniidae. The transcript has a single exon.